This is a messenger RNA of Dreissena polymorpha, 277 nucleotides long. RefSeq lists its product as uncharacterized. The transcript has 3 exons. The coding region runs from base 29 to 277 and encodes 82 amino acids. The record is from RefSeq and is a predicted model, not a curated record. Lineage: Eukaryota; Metazoa; Mollusca; Bivalvia; Myida; Dreissenidae. Gene Ontology annotation, molecular function: hydrolase activity.
UAGUAACGGCGGAAGGCUAGCUGCUGUCAUGUGCUACGAUCUUCCAAGAGUCGUUGAUUUUGCAGUACUUAUCUACCCUAAAGUAUCGUACCAAGACUACCCAUCUUGCGAUGAAUUUAAGGACGGGCCUCUUCUGCCUAAAGUUCGCAUGGAUUGGUUUUCCAGACUUACGCUUACUGAAGACGACUACCGAAACCCCCGGGCCUCUGUUGUUUUGCAGCCGGACCACAGCGUCAUGCCCCCGACCCUGGUGCUUGUAGCGGAACUGGAUCCCUGA